AUGUCCUUGCGCUGGCGCAAGCGGUCUCAAUGGCCCCCCUCCCCAUCAGUUGAGGAUGAACUUGAUUCCCUAUCCAGGGAAUUAUAUGGAUUAGCUUACCUUGGAGAACUACCCGGGAUUGAAGGGGUCCACGCCCGUGGAACCAUCGAUCAAUGCCCGCUCAUUUUAGACGUUGAAAUUCUCAUUGUCUCCCAAGUCUUUUCUAAUGUGGAAGAGAAAACUGCCCCUGGACCCAAGGCACCUAAUGUUGGUGCCCGACCACAAUCUCCCAAAAAGGAUUCCAGAAAGGACCGAACACAUAAACCGUUGUACCCUGGGGAGAACCAGAUUCCAGGACCAGGAAGGAACCUCCCAUUACGGAACCCUCGCAGACCCCAGGAUGCACUCCCCCAGCAACCUAGAAUGGUACCCAAACAGGUACCAGAGGAUCGAAAGGCUCCUGCCACAAGCAGCAGGCCUCUUCCCCCUGGUCCUCCCCCCCUUCCUAUUCGGCCAGAUCUACCUGUUCGGGACUAUGGCAUUCGCAAGGGUACGCUUCAACCGAAGCCAAUGCCAGCUGUGCCACCACCUGCCCAAAAGGCUCCACCACCUGCUCCUCUAGCCUCGCGGGAGAUGCAGCGCAAGGCUUCUUCGUCAAUGCCGAAGCGGUCUGAAAGCGUGAAAUACACACGUACGCUGAAGUCCAUCUCAGUUGACCCCCGCUCCUCAAGCCCGGGUUACCUCUCUGAUUCAGGCGCCAUCCGGCACAAACAAGGUAGCGAUGUCUCUAACCGAAGCCCUCCGCCUGACGAUAGAAAACCACCUCUAUCGCCAGCACUCAGUGUUGCUGAAAGGCUGGAAGAAAAAAUCAAGCGCCGCCGCGAGGAACGUGAGUCUGGAAACCUCUCUGAUCCGCAGAUAUCUGCCCCGCUGCCACAGAUACAGGCUGUAUCGGUUCCUAAAUCAUCAUCGCCCGAGAUUCCUUCGUUGUCUGCUACCCAUCAGGCGGCCCAUCCCACACAGCCGCAAGAACUUACGGCGCCCAAAAAGCCAGCUGUCCGAUCUAUCUCGCUGGAUCGGGAAAAACCAAUUCCCGCCCAUCAGAAUCGCAGGCGAGCUGUAUCUUUUGCAGAAAAGCCAGUGGAGCAGCCUACCCAGAUACUAGUUGUUGUCGAGCAGGAAACCACCUUGACGCAGUUGCAACCACCCCGGCAAGAAGGCUCUGCAAAUUCAAGCCGCUCAACCUCGCCUAGUGGUAGCCUGAGUCUUUCUCCCUGUCCUAGGUCCCUUCCAGUAGCCGGAUAUCAAGACUGGCACACGAUUCAAGGGUUGAACCACCUCGAUAUUUGCCCCUCCUGCACCAAACAAAUGCGCAAGUCAAAGUUCCGCGACCGCUUCGUUCUAAGCGCCCCCAAACCGCGGACUGAGCUAGUUCGUUGUUCUAUGAGCGAACCCUGGACUCGUUUAGCAUGGGUGCAGACACUCAAGAAAAAGCUCGACCAUCUUGACCUCCUUUUUCAAAUCACACGGCCGCCACCAGGAAGCAAACCAUGCACGGGGCGUAUCAUUAACGACCAACACUGGUAUCGCGUCGUCGAUAACGAGACCGGUCUUUUCCUCCCUCAAUUCAAUGUCUGUUCCGCGUGUGUUCGAAACGUCCGUCUCCUGAUGCCAGAACACCGCGAAACAUUCGCGCGAAGCAGCAUAAUCCUGGAUCGCGUAUGCGACUUUGUCACAGAUAGCCCCCGGUUCAUCCGCUACAUCGACGGGCUGGACCUGUCGGCGAAUCGCGCAGAACAGAAGGAUGCUCCUCCGGAUCUAAGCGAGUUCUUAGCCUACGCGCGACGCAAGGUGGUCCUCCGAGAUUGCCGACGGAGCCGGCUGGUUCUCAACACGUGGCACUACAUGCCACAGCGGCCGGAGUUCACGGUUUGCGAGGACUGCUACGAUGAUAUCGUGUGGCCCCUGGCAAAAGGACGGUUCCCCAUCGCACGGCAAUUCUCCACGGUGAUGCGGCUUCUUCCGGGGGAAACAGGGCCAUCAAGCACGCGCGAGGCAAGCUGCCAGCUUUACUCGCCUCGGUUGCGGGCGAAAUUCAACGAUGCGGUGCGCCGAAACGAUAUGCCGUACCUGAAUUGGGUGGCGCUGAAACGGUACGAAGCGGAGCAACGGUUUCGGGAUCGUCAGGAGGAAUUGCACGAGGAUGAGCGACGGGGUUAUGACUGUUCGAUUGAAUUACGGAAAAACUUCGAGGAAUGGAAGCGAUGGGAAUGAUUUUUUUUUCUUUUCUUUUCUUUUUCUUUAUUGGAAAAUGUCCCAGCAUUUUGCCUUUUUUGUGUUUAUUUUAUCAGUCUGUUUGGGUAUUGGUCAACCAACCCCUGUAUCGUACACUCAAACACCAAUUCUCUAUAUGCAUAGACAGAGGACCCUGUACCAACAAUGAAACUUUGGAAAAGGAUAUAAAAAAAAAAAACCAC
Aspergillus ochraceoroseus IBT 24754 is the source of this 2456-nucleotide messenger RNA. RefSeq lists its product as uncharacterized. The coding region runs from base 1 to 2253 and encodes 750 amino acids. The record is from RefSeq and is a predicted model, not a curated record. NCBI's taxonomy places the organism in Eukaryota, Fungi, Ascomycota, Eurotiomycetes, Eurotiales, Aspergillaceae. The transcript has 2 exons.